Molecule: messenger RNA, 812 nt
Organism: Acaulospora colombiana
Lineage: Eukaryota; Fungi; Glomeromycota; Glomeromycetes; Diversisporales; Acaulosporaceae
Source: the annotation of a GenBank genome assembly
GUUCAUACGAGUCGUCACUCUUAUCCUCACCCCAGAGCAGAACUGCUGUUGUUACUUGUACCUAUCAAGUUACUCUAGAGGACAUAGAGACACUUCAAGACCUGCAACUCUUGGCUUUCUCCACUCGCAUCUCUUUGGCCAUCUCUAACACAUUUGCAACUCUGGGCUUUAUUCUUCCCUAUAUGCAGGACCGCGAAGUUGAACAUUCUUAUCCUUAUUUCAGUCAUUGGACUUUACCUUCCUUAAUAUACCUUGAAAUCACCGGGAGUUUCCUUUCACCUCCUCUCGGUUAUGAGGAAGAUGUCGCCCGGUUCUUACGCAAAGUGGGUUCUAACCUACGUGGGUUGGUGCUCGAUGUCCACGCCAUUCCUCAGCCGAAUGCGGAUCCGGUGUCUCUCCCAUCGAGCAUUUGGACUCAUUUCGUUCGACUGGAGACCGUUUGUAUAAAGCUCAGUGCGAUAGAUCUCGUCCCCUUCUCUAUCAUGUCCAAUAUUUCGGAAAUGGAAAGUCGCGGGUUUUGGGAUGCCUCUCAGAUAGCCCAAACCUCGACGAAACCUUGCAGACAAAUCUCCACAAGGCUCUCAAUAUAUAGCUUUCGUUUACCGUUUCUUCGAGAUGAUACGGCAAGAGAAGUCAUAAAUGAGUUACAUGCCUACAUCUCGACGGACGAAUGCCGGGAACGAAUGGAAUGGGACUCGAGGAAUCUCCUUUGUUACUACAUGUGGCCUCUGGAGAGUGAGGAGAAGGAAGAUGAAGCAGAGUUUACGGACGGAGACGAUGGAAGUGAGACAGAUAGUUCGAACGAGGUCGAA